This is a messenger RNA of Terrapene triunguis (Three-toed box turtle), 276 nucleotides long. Its product is annotated as major histocompatibility complex class I-related gene protein-like. NCBI's taxonomy places the organism in Eukaryota, Metazoa, Chordata, Testudines, Emydidae. Gene Ontology annotation, biological process: immune response. The transcript has a single exon. The record is from RefSeq and is a predicted model, not a curated record. Gene Ontology annotation, cellular component: external side of plasma membrane. The annotation marks the transcript as partial.
ACCCAGGCCCAGGCCCGCACUCGCUGCGGUAUUUCUACACGGCGGUGUCGGAGCCCGGCCCGGGGCUGCCCCAGUUCAUCCCAGUCGGGUAUGUGGACAGUCAGCCCAUCUACCACUACGACAGCGAGACGCGGAGAGCGGAGUCCCGCGCGGAGUGGGCGAAGCGGAGCCUGGACGCGCAGUACUGGGAUGGGAUCAGCCAGACCUUACAGGGCUGGGAGGCCACGUUCCGAGCGAACCUGAACAUCGCGCGCCAGCGCUACAACCAGAGCGCGG